Messenger RNA from Arabis nemorensis, 213 nucleotides. The record is from the annotation of a GenBank genome assembly. Lineage: Eukaryota; Viridiplantae; Streptophyta; Magnoliopsida; Brassicales; Brassicaceae.
AUGAUGAUGAAGAAACAAUUGAUACUUGGAGUGAUUUUGCUCGGACUCAUGGUGAUUUUCUUUGAAGCCACACAUGUUGAAGCGGCUAGGCCGUUUCGAGCCGACGGUGAGAUCCGUCUCGUGUUCCAGUUGCUGCAAAGAGGUACGACUCCACCGUCAGGUCCAAACGGUUGUACCAGCACGCCAGGAGGUUCGGGCACGUGCCACGGCUGA